This is a messenger RNA of Sarcophilus harrisii (Tasmanian devil), 1077 nucleotides long. It is a transcript of the gene LYRM2, whose product is annotated as LYR motif containing 2. NCBI's taxonomy places the organism in Eukaryota, Metazoa, Chordata, Mammalia, Dasyuromorphia, Dasyuridae. The coding region runs from base 368 to 718 and encodes 116 amino acids. The transcript has 3 exons. Gene Ontology annotation, cellular component: mitochondrion. The record is from RefSeq and is a predicted model, not a curated record.
UCCCCACCCCCUCCUGGAUUUCCCUUCCGGUUCUUCUUCUCCCCGCCCCACCUAUUCUCGGGCCUUUUCUCCUCGCGCCUUGCUUUACCUCCACCUCCAUAGGCCGUCAGCCUCCUCCUCCGCCUCCUCCUCCGCCUCCCACCCAUGUCCUCCCCCCUCCAACUCUAUCACCUCCCCCCUGCUGCUCCUGCGUCUCUCGCGAGAGCUCAACCGUCGGCAAAGCCGCGCUUCCGCUCUUGCGCAUGAUAGCCAAGUCUCGGAGGAGAGGCGGCCGGAGGAGAGGCGGUCCGAGGAGAGGCGGUCCGAGGACAGGCGAUCCGAGGAUAGGCGGUCGAGGCCGUGCAAGUCCGGCUCUCGGCAUGCCACCAUGUCCUCUACUCGCUUACCUCCUGUAGCGCUAACCCUCAAACAGUUCAUGAGGAGGCAACAAGUCCUCCUUCUCUACAGAAAGAUUUUACAAGCAAUUCGCCAGGUACCAAAUGAACGUGACCGCAAGUAUCUACAGAACUGGGCAAGGGAAGAAUUCAAAAGAAAUAAGAGUGCCACAGAAGAGGUAAGGAUGGUCAAGAGCUCAACUUGGUGGCGGCAGGCCCCCCUUUCACUACUGUCCAGCUUCUUUUCAAUGAUUGGAUAUAAUCCGAAUGAUGAUCACUCAAGGAAAUCUGCAACUAAAAGAGUUGGAGAAAACGUUAAAUUUGGCAAAAGCAUAACUUCAUAAUUUCCCCAAAGGUUUUUCAAAAUCUAUGUUGGAGUACUACAAGGUAAAUGGAGUUUAAAACUCAUUGCAAGGAGUAGAAAGCUAAUGUGUUUGUAACAACCUUUGCCUGGUGAUGAUCCCCACUACAAAUUCAAAGAACGUGCUACAUUUGUGCAAAAUAGCCUCAUAUGGACCCAGACUUGUGUUAAGAAGAAAAUAAAGAGCAUCUUGGGAGUUGCCUUAGCAGUGAACAGUACACACCAAGGAUUUGUUUUAUUAUUUUGGAUAUGCUAGUCAGUUUUCAUGAGAAAUAACACUACCAAAACAUAACAUAUUGAUAAAAAAAAAUUAAAAAUGUGUUUUCUUGCAUGUUACUAUUA